UAGGCGAUGUUAAUUCCAUAGUUUGCACGGAAGCUUGUGAAACUGUACAUCAAUGGAAGACCCCACUUCUCAUCAUACUUUCAGACCAAACCUAACUACCUUCAUUGCAGAAUGACUCUCACUCUCACUCCGAAAACCCUAGAUUUUCAAUGUCUCCCAUCUUCAAGCAAAUCCUCAUCUUAGCUUUCCUCCCCAGCUCCCUGCUCUACCUCUUGUUCCUCCUCCCUCCCCGCCCCCACCACGCCCACCUCCGUCUCCCGCCCGCCGCCCCUCUGCUCCACCCCUCCCCGCCGCCUCCCAGAAUCGCCUACUUCGUCUCCGGCACCGUCAAUGACGGCCCCAGGAUCUUCAGGCUGCUCCAGGCCGCCUAUCACCCCAGGAACUACUACUUGCUCCACCUUGAUCUGGCGGCGCCCGGGGCACAGAGGGAGGAGCUCGCGCGGAUGGUGGAUUCCGUGGAGGUGUUCGUCGCCGCCGACAAUGUUAAGGUUGUUGGGAAGGCGGAUGCGGUGAAUGGCGAGGGGUCGUCGCCUCUGGCUCUCGUGCUCCAUGGCGCUGCUGUUCUGUUGCGGUGGAGAGAUGAUUGGGAUUGGUUUGUUAACCUGGAUGCCUCGGAUUAUCCCCUCAUUCCCCAAGAUGAUUUUCUCCACGUCAUGUCUUUUGUUCCAAGGAGCUACAACUUCAUGGGGUAUAGUAUAAACAUCAGCUCAACGGAUUCAGAAAGCAUUGUGGAUAUUAUUGUCGAUCCUCGCCUCUACCUUUUUACAAAGGGGAAAAUGUUUAUGGGCAACAAAAAGCGCGCAAUGCCAGAUGCUUUUAAAAUUUUUAUGGGUUCUCCGAAUGUCAUUCUCAGCCGAAAGUUUGUUGAAUACGCAAUCCAAGGAUGGGAAAAUUUGCCAAGAACGCUCCUCUUAUACUUCUCAAACACUAGGUCUCCUCAUAAAGGCUAUUUUCAAACCCUUGCUUGCAAUUCGGAAUUUUCUAGUACGAUCAUCAACUCAAGCAUGCGCUGUACUGGUCGCGACCAAACCUAUGAAAUAGACCAUUCAUACUCCAUAGUUUUAGAUUUUAACGCAAUACAUGGAGCGGCUGCUUUCAUUGAAAACGUUUCUGGGGACGCUCAGCUAUUAGACUUGAUUGAUUCGCAAAUACUUCAACGUGGCCGGGGGUCCGUCACACCUGGAGGGUGGUGCGUAGGUUGGUCAGAUUGGGGCGGCGAUCCCUGCCUUCAGUGGGGCGAUCCUCUUGUUCUCAGACCUGGGCCCGCCGCAGAAAGAUUCGAGAAACUUCUCUUGAAUCAAAUCAGGAAUACAACGGCCAGGUCAGAUAGAUGUGGUCUUGUUUGAAUCUUUGAUCUCCAAUUGCCCCCUUCUCUUCUUCCAUUUUCUUUUUAGUUAUCCAUUGGGUUAUCAGAGGAUCUUAUCAUCUUGUGAAAUGUGAAUAACACACAAGUAGCAUGAAAAUUACCAUGGGAAUUGUAGAUAAGUUAUAGCAUAGUAGUAGUACAUUUUAACAGUUGCAUAUCUGUUCCACCAAACUGAACAGUGGGAUUCUUAAUUAUUGAUUGUUCUGCUGCACUUUUCAGUAUGCAUUGAGUUGAAAAAGAGGAGACUAGAUUAUACUGAUAUUUAACUUUGUA
Messenger RNA from Ipomoea triloba (trilobed morning glory), 1639 nucleotides. Its product is annotated as beta-glucuronosyltransferase GlcAT14B-like. Gene Ontology annotation, cellular component: membrane. The transcript is spliced from 4 exons. Bases 150 to 1346 code for a protein of 398 amino acids. Gene Ontology annotation, molecular function: glucuronosyltransferase activity. The record is from RefSeq and is a predicted model, not a curated record. Lineage: Eukaryota; Viridiplantae; Streptophyta; Magnoliopsida; Solanales; Convolvulaceae.